Molecule: messenger RNA, 4402 nt
Organism: Electrophorus electricus (electric eel)
Lineage: Eukaryota; Metazoa; Chordata; Actinopteri; Gymnotiformes; Gymnotidae
Gene: sf3b3
Product: splicing factor 3b, subunit 3
Cellular component (GO): nucleus
Molecular function (GO): nucleic acid binding; protein binding
Source: RefSeq, a predicted model, not a curated record
CAGGGCACUACAAGGACCCUUGUCGUUUUAGCGGCGUUGGAAGAAGUUUUUCAUCGUGUCGAAAUCUGCAACAUCUUGAUCGCUACAUCGGUGCUGCGGAAGCCUUCUCCAUCCAAGCCUGAAGGUCCAGAGACAUCAGCCAUGUUUCUGUACAACCUGACCUUGCAGCGUGCGACCGGCAUCACUCACGCCAUCCAUGGCAAUUUCUCAGGUACCAAGCAGCAGGAAAUUGUCGUUUCCCGGGGGAAGAUUCUGGAACUGUUGCGUCCUGAUGGCAACACCGGCAAAGUUCACACGCUCCUCACCAUGGAGGUGUUCGGCAUCAUUCGCUCCCUCAUGGCCUUCAGACUCACCGGUGGGACGAAAGACUACGUGGUGGUUGGGAGUGACUCGGGUCGCAUCGUCAUCCUGGAAUACCAGCCGUCCAAGAACAUGUUUGAGAAGGUGCACCAGGAGACCUUCGGCAAGAGUGGCUGUCGUCGCAUCGUUCCUGGCCAGUUCCUGGCUGUGGACCCCAAAGGCAGAGCCGUCAUGAUAGGUGCAAUAGAGAAGCAGAAGUUGGUGUACAUCCUAAACAGGGACGCUGCAGCACGCCUGACCAUCUCCUCCCCUCUGGAGGCACACAAGGCCAACACCCUGGUCUACCACGUGGUGGGCGUGGACGUGGGCUUUGAGAACCCCAUGUUUGCCUGCCUCGAAAUGGACUAUGAGGAAGCUGAUAACGAUCCUACUGGUGAGGCGGCAGCCAACACGCAGCAGACCCUGACGUUCUAUGAGCUGGACCUGGGACUCAACCAUGUGGUGCGCAAGUACAGCGAGGCACUGGAGGAGCAUGGCAACUUCCUCAUCACAGUGCCGGGAGGCUCUGAUGGCCCUAGUGGAGUGCUGAUUUGCUCAGAGAAUUACAUCACUUACAAGAACUUUGGAGACCAGCCUGACAUCCGCUGUCCUAUCCCACGCAGGAGGAAUGACCUCGAUGACCCUGAGAGGGGCAUGAUCUUCGUCUGCUCUGCCACACACAAGACCAAGUCAAUGUUCUUCUUCCUGGCCCAGACAGAGCAAGGAGACAUUUUCAAGGUUACCCUGGAAACAGAUGAGGAGAUGGUCACGGAGAUCAGAAUGAAGUACUUUGACACGAUUCCCGUGGCCACAGCCAUGUGUGUUCUGAAGACCGGCUUCUUAUUUGUGUCCUCGGAGUUCGGAAACCAUUACCUGUAUCAGAUCGCGCACCUGGGAGACGACGACGACGAGCCAGAGUUCUCGUCUGCCAUGCCCCUGGAAGAAGGGGACACGUUUUUCUUCCAGCCGCGACCCCUCAAGAACCUGGUGCUGGUGGAUGAGCAGGAGAAUCUGUCCCCCAUCAUGUCCUGCCAGAUUGCUGAUUUGGCCAACGAGGACACUCCUCAGCUAUAUGUGUCGUGCGGGAGAGGGCCCAGAUCCACCCUGAGGGUUCUCAGACAUGGACUGGAGGUCUCAGAGAUGGCUGUGUCUGAGCUUCCUGGUAACCCCAAUGCCGUGUGGACAGUUAAGAGACACGUAGAAGAUGAGUUUGACGCCUACAUCAUUGUGUCAUUCGUCAACGCCACCCUGGUGCUGUCGAUCGGGGAGACUGUGGAAGAGGUGACGGAUUCUGGUUUCCUGGGUACCACUCCCACCCUGUCCUGCUCUCUGCUGGGCGAAGACGCGCUUGUGCAGGUCUAUCCGGACGGCAUCCGUCACAUCCGGGCGGAUAAGCGUGUGAAUGAGUGGAAGACCCCAGGAAAGAAGACCAUUGUGCGCUGUGCUGUUAACCAGCGACAGGUGGUCAUCGCCUUGACUGGGGGGGAGCUGGUCUACUUCGAGAUGGAUCCGUCUGGUCAGCUGAACGAGUACACGGAAAGAAAAGAAAUGUCCGCAGAUGUGGUGUGCAUGAGCCUCGCCAACGUCCCGCCCGGCGAGCAGCGUUCCCGCUUCCUGGCCGUGGGCUUGGCAGAUAAUACCGUGCGGAUCAUCUCGCUCGACCCCUCGGACUGCCUGCAGCCGCUGAGCAUGCAGGCCUUGCCUGCGCAGCCCGAGUCCCUGUGCAUCGUGGAGAUGGGUGGUGUGGAGAAGCAGGAGGAGUUGGGAGAGAAGGGCACCAUCGGCUUCCUGUACCUCAACAUCGGCCUGCAGAACGGCGUGUUGCUGCGCACUGUGCUGGACCCGGUGACCGGAGACCUGUCGGACACCCGCACCCGCUACCUGGGCUCUCGCCCAGUCAAGCUGUUCCGUGUGAGGAUGCAGGGUCAGGAGGCAGUGCUGGCCAUGUCGAGCCGCUCCUGGCUCAGUUACUCGUACCAGUCGCGUUUCCACCUGACGCCGCUCUCCUACGAGACGCUGGAGUACGCGUCCGGCUUUGCUUCCGAGCAGUGUCCUGAAGGCAUCGUGGCCAUCUCCACCAACACACUGAGGAUUCUGGCUCUGGAGAAGCUCGGUGCCGUCUUCAAUCAGGUGGCCUUCCCGCUGCAGUACACGCCACGCAAAUUUGUCAUUCACCCCGAGACCAACAGUCUGGUUCUCAUUGAGACGGACCACAAUGCCUACACGGAGGCCACCAAAGCCCAGCGCAAGCAGCAGAUGGCAGAGGAAAUGGUGGAGGCAGCAGGUGAAGAUGAGCGUGAACUGGCUGCAGAAAUGGCUGCUGCCUUCUUGAAUGAGAACCUUCCGGAGGCGAUCUUUGGUGCCCCCAAAGCCGGGUCAGGACAGUGGGCAUCACUGGUGCGCUUGGUCAGCCCCAUCCAGGGCAGCACGCUGGAUCUGGUCCAGCUGGAGCAGAACGAGGCCGCCUUCAGCGUGGCUGUGUGCCGUUUUGGAGGUGACGACUGGUACGUGCUGGUGGGCGUGGCCAGAGACAUGAUCCUCAACCCGCGCUCGGUGGCCGGAGGCUACAUCUACACCUACCGCCUGGCAGGGGGUGGGGAGAAGCUGGAGUUUGUGCACAAGACCGCGGUGGAGGACGUACCCCUGGCCAUCUCCCCCUUCCAGGGCAGGGUGCUGGUAGGCGUGGGCAAACUCUUGCGUGUCUACGACCUGGGCAAAAAGAAACUGCUGCGCAAGUGUGAAAACAAGCACGUUCCUAACAUGGUGACGGGCAUCUACACCAUCGGCCAGCGUGUGGUCGUGUCUGACAUCCAGGAGAGUCUGUUCUGGGUGCGCUACAAGCGCAACGAGAACCAGCUCAUCAUUUUCGCAGAUGACACACACCCACGCUGGGUCACUACCGCCUGUCUCCUUGACUACGACACCAUGGCUACGGCCGACAAGUUUGGCAACAUCAGCAUUGUGCGUCUACCACCGAAUACCAGCGAUGAUGUGGAUGAGGACCCCACUGGAAACAAAGCAUUGUGGGACAGAGGCCUGCUGAACGGAGCUUCCCAGAAGGCUGAGGUGAUCGUGAACUACCAUGUAGGAGAGACGGUGCUGUCCCUACAGAAGACCACCCUUAUCCCUGGAGGCUCCGAGUCCCUCGUCUACACCACUCUGUCGGGAGGGAUCGGCAUCCUGGUUCCCUUCACCUCCCAUGAGGACCACGACUUCUUCCAGCACCUGGAGAUGCACAUGCGUUCCGAGUUCCCUCCGCUCUGCGGCAGAGACCACCUCAGCUUUCGCUCCUAUUACUUCCCUGUGAAAAAUGUGAUUGAUGGAGAUCUGUGUGAGCAGUUUAACUCCAUGGAUCCCCAUAAACAGAAGAGCGUUGCUGAAGAGUUGGACCGCACACCACCAGAGGUGUCUAAGAAAUUGGAGGACAUCCGCACACGCUAUGCUUUUUAAAAUUCCAAUGUGUGUGCGUGCGUUACAGCCAAGCGGUUUUUUUAAACCCACUCUGGUCAGUGUGCGUCUUCUGUGGCCUCGCUUCCUGCCACAAAUAUGGGUCUUUGAUGAGCACUACAGGAAGACUUUUCACCGAAGGGAUCAUCUGGAAAGUGUCACUGUGGUCAGUGACCCUGUUGCCCAGCCUUGGACUUUGUAGUAAAGCUGAACUUAUUCUACAUUCAACUCCUUGCUAAAUGUAAUACCCUUCAGUAGUACUGAAGGAACAAACAAAAAUCUUUCAUGGGACUUUAACUGAUCUUUAUAGCCUGAAAGAAGAGUGUAUGAGUUUAUACAAGGUGAACACAUCUGGUAGUACUUGCUGUAUCACAUGGAUGAAAUGGACGCGUGUGUGUUGCAUGUCAUCAUGUGACAAUUUGCAGAUGACUGGUGUAUUUCCUUUUAAGGGUUAAAAAAGCUGUACUUGUUGUUCCAGAAGGUGUUUGAACUUGUAAAAUAUGUGGUUGGUUGACUAGACAGUGCCACAGUGCUCUAGGCCUAAUUUCUGAAAUGCUCACUUUGUAAUGUGGGUAAAGUUUUAAAUUGUUUUGUAAAUAAACCUUUUUUAAAAAUC